UGGCAAAAAACGGCUACAGCGCGCCUAUUCAUGAGCAUUGACGCCAGAUAAUGCUAGCUCGCAUCAAUGCCAGCGCUUUCAACGCGCUCCGCUGCCGUGCAGUCCGACCAAUCACGCUGCAGGGCAGCACUCGACUCCAAAGCAGCACAGGAGGAGACGACGCCGCCGACGCGUGGACCUGGAAGCCGCCGGCGACGAAGAAGGAGAAAAGCGGCAAAACGCGAGCGCGGCGCGCUCCGACAACUGAGCCGCUCGACGCCAAAACCGUCGCAACGCUCCUCGAAGCCGAGGGCGCCGUCGACGUCACGACCCUACGGCCGCGCAACGUCGACUUGUGCGACGCGAUGGUCCUCGCGUCGGCGCGGUCGCAGCGGCACCUCCGCGCGCUGGCCGACGCGCUGCUCGUCGAGGCGAAGCGGCGACCGGGCCCGAGGCCACGCGCCGAGGGCCACCAGCGCGGCGCGGGCGACGACUGGGUCUGCGUGGAUCUGGAUCGCGUCGUCGUCCAGCUGCUGAGCGAGGAGGCGCGCGAGCGGCUCGGGCUCGAGGACCUGCACACCGGCGCGUGGGACCCACAGCUCGACGACAUCGAGGACGUCCCCUGGCGCAACUACGUCGAGGGGGAGCCGCUGCCACCAGAUAGGUAACAC
Pelagomonas calceolata is the source of this 650-nucleotide messenger RNA. NCBI's taxonomy places the organism in Eukaryota, Pelagophyceae, Pelagomonadales, Pelagomonadaceae. The record is from the annotation of a GenBank genome assembly.